This is a messenger RNA of Penicillium verhagenii, 1467 nucleotides long. Its product is annotated as putative F-box and JmjC domain protein. Gene Ontology annotation, cellular component: nucleus. The record is from RefSeq and is a predicted model, not a curated record. The coding region runs from base 1 to 1467 and encodes 488 amino acids. Lineage: Eukaryota; Fungi; Ascomycota; Eurotiomycetes; Eurotiales; Aspergillaceae. Gene Ontology annotation, molecular function: cis-regulatory region sequence-specific DNA binding; protein binding. The transcript is spliced from 2 exons.
AUGCCUGACAUCACAACUCUAAGUCAUCCACUUGCCCAAGAGGAUCAAGGCAUAGAGGUUAUUCCAAGUCAUCCUUUGGGCGUCAAGCCAAGUGGGAAUGCUCUCCUAGCCACGUCAAACCUUCGCUCGGCAAUCGGAACAUGGCAAUUGCUCCCCGAUGAAUUGAUCCUGUUAUUGUUGGAAUGUAUGGAUGGGGCCAGUCUUCUGGCCUUUGGAAGGACAUGCAAGGCUUUCUAUGCAUUCACCCGGGCAGAGGAACUAUGGAAGGCUUUGUUUAUUAGUUGUUCUCCAGAGUCAUUCACUUGGCGAGGAACAUGGCGAUCAACUUAUUUGAAUCUGCCAGCCUCCAAAGUCCCCAUCGUGGAUUGUUCUAACCUUUACUCUGAUGCUCUAUACCGACCAUUCAAUUGCGCGCAUAUUUUGAUGGACCCCUAUGUCUCCAAGAUCCCGACGCGCAAUCAAAUUCCACGUCUACCCGACUUGUCACCGGAAGAGUUCCACGAAAAAUGGGCUGACCGCCCAUUCAUCCUAACCGAGCCUGUCAAAGCCUGGCCGGUCUACAAGAACUGGACGGUUGGCCACCUGCUCUCCAAGUACGGAUCGGAAAAAUUCCGUGCAGAAGCAGUUGACUGGGUCCUUCGCACUUAUGGCGACUACAUGGCUGAUAAUGUGGAUGAAAGUCCCCUUUAUCUAUUUGACCGGAACUUUGUCUCCAAGAUGGGCCUGGCAGUUGGUCAACCUGAUGAGACCCCCGAUGCAGCCUACUGGCCACCGUCAUGCUUCGCGGAAGAUCUUUUCUCAGUGUUCGGGAAUGAGCGCCCGGACCGUCAGUGGUUGAUCGUGGGACCAGAGCGGUCGGGCAGUAAAUUUCAUAAAGAUCCGAACGCCACCAGUGCUUGGAAUGCAGUGCUCAGGGGUCCAAAGUAUUGGAUUAUGUUCCCGUCUGGCGAUAGGCAGGAUCCACCGCCCGGCGUCUUUGUCUCGGAUGACCAGAGCGAGGUUACCUCGCCGCUUAGCAUCGCCGAAUGGCUCCUGACAUUCCACGCGGAGGCGCGACGAACGGCCGGCUGCAUGGAAGGAAUUUGUGGCGAAGGCGAGAUCUUACAUGUCCCGUCUGGAUGGUGGCAUUUGGUUGUCAAUUUGGAACCCUCUAUCGCCAUUACUCAGAACUUCAUGCCUCGCUCGCACCUUGUCGCUGCGCUGGACUUCCUCUCCAACAAAGCUGAUCAAGUCUCCGGAUUCAAGAAGAAUGUCGAGAAUCCGUACCAAAAGUUUAUUGACGGCAUGCAAGACGCAUACCCUGAACUUUUACAGGAGGCCCAAGAAGAGCUACAAAGGAAAGCGGAAGGGAAGAAGCGCAAGUGGGACGAUAUUGUUCAUGGAAAACCAGAGGAGUCCCAAGAUCAAGAGGCUGGAGGAUUUAGCUUUGGAUUUGGAGACGAUGGGAGUGACGUUGAAGUCCCAUAA